AUGAAUACUUUCAUCAAUAAUGAAGAGAUCAAGAAGAAAGUUAUCUUUAUAAUGGGGGCCACAGGAACGGGAAAAUCUCGUCUCUCUGUUGACCUUGCCACCCAUUUUCGAGGAGAAAUUAUCAACUCAGAUAAAAUGCAAGUUUACAAGGGACUUGAAAUUGUUACAAACAAGAUCACACAUACUGAAAAACAAGGUGUACGACACUAUUUGUUAGGUGAAAUUGAACCAGAUUCAGACUUCACAACUGAAGAUUUUUGUUUGCAAGCUAUCAUCUAUAUAGAAGAAAUACUGAAGAGUCAACGUGUUCCAAUUAUUGUUGGAGGGUCAAAUUCGUAUAUCGAAAAACUUGUGGAAGAUCCUGUGUUCAUGUUCAAAUAUAAGUAUGAUAGCUGCUUUAUUUGGAUUGAUGUUGAGAAAUCAGUCUUGAACCGUAGAGUUGACAUGAGGGUUGAUCAAAUGGUCAAAGCAGGGCUAGUGGAUAAGGUGCGACAGAUUUUCAUUCCAGAUGCAGAUUACACCAAAGGAAUCCGACGGUCCAUCGGGGUCCCUGAAAUGGACAGAUAUUUAAGGGAAGAAACAAACAUAGACGGAGAUGAUGAAUCAAAGAAGAUGAUACUUCAAUCUUCAAUUUCAAGUAUCAAGCGUAAUACUCGUAUGUUAAUUUGUAACCAACUUGACAAGAUUCAACGAUUAAUAAGCGAGAAAAUGUGGUUAGUGCAUCAUAUUAUUGCUACGGACGUUUUCAAAGAAGAUAGAGAAGAAGAUCUUUACGAAGCAUGGACGAAUAUUGUUUUGCAACCAUGCCUAGAUUUUGUGAAGAGAUUUCUCAAAAACGAUCACAAUAUUAUUAUUGAGUUUACAUAA
This is a messenger RNA of Solanum pennellii, 867 nucleotides long. Its product is annotated as adenylate isopentenyltransferase 5, chloroplastic-like. NCBI's taxonomy places the organism in Eukaryota, Viridiplantae, Streptophyta, Magnoliopsida, Solanales, Solanaceae. Gene Ontology annotation, molecular function: tRNA dimethylallyltransferase activity. The transcript has 3 exons. The record is from RefSeq and is a predicted model, not a curated record. Gene Ontology annotation, biological process: cytokinin biosynthetic process; tRNA modification. The coding region runs from base 1 to 867 and encodes 288 amino acids. Gene Ontology annotation, cellular component: mitochondrion.